AUGUCCAACUUGCUUUUUGACGAAUGGAGCGGGUUUCUCGUCCGCCUGACGUCCCAAGUCCACGUCCAGCACGGUGAACGCCGACUUCGCGGCACCGGCUGGACGUUGACAGGCCAGCUCCGGACCGGUCCCGUUCCAGAUCGGCGCGUUGACUCCGCCGAGCACCAGGCCAGCGCCGACAAACUCUCACCAUCAAGUACUUCGACCUGCUCAGCGUGGUCGGCGCAGGGCAGCUUCAGCGAUGUGCCGCCGCCUGUUUACGCGACCAAGCUGCUGCUGAUGCCCGCUCAAGCUCGAGUGCCUGGCACGGCUCAGGCGUCGAGCGUCUGUCUGCCGCGAUCUGAAGUCCGGAGAACAUUCCUGCUGGACUGGCAGGUCCACAUAGCUAUAUGUGACUCUGGGGCCGGUGAAGGUCUCGCCAGGCUGUGUGACGGGCACGGCCGGGCUCUCUCGAAGAGAUGCACGCAGGAUCUGUUCCUGGCGCUUCCGCUACCAUCGCCCCUGUCCCCGCGCUCGAAGCUGCCACGGGAGCGCCGUCGACUCCGAGCCGUUCGUGGAUCCGUGCGGUUCCAAGUUGAGACUGUGAAUAGUUGGGAGUAA
Thermothielavioides terrestris NRRL 8126 is the source of this 600-nucleotide messenger RNA. RefSeq lists its product as uncharacterized. The coding region runs from base 1 to 600 and encodes 199 amino acids. The record is from RefSeq and is a predicted model, not a curated record. The transcript has 2 exons. NCBI's taxonomy places the organism in Eukaryota, Fungi, Ascomycota, Sordariomycetes, Sordariales, Chaetomiaceae.